UUGAAGCGAGGGAGUCUGUUUCCUGAAACCGGAUCCUCACCGUUGACAGAACAGCCUCUGUCAUCGGUGCCUCUAGCCAUGGACCUGCGAGCAGAGCUUUUAAAAUCCAUCUGGUACGCCUUCACCGCCCUGGACGUGGAGAAGAGUGGCAAAGUGUCCAAGUCGCAGCUGAAAGUGCUCAGUCACAACCUGUACACGGUACUUCACAUCCCGCACGACCCGGUGGCACUGGAGGAGCAUUUCCGGGAUGACGAUGACGGGCCGGUCUCGAGCCAGGGCUACAUGCCGUACCUCAACAAAUACAUCCUGGACAAGGUGGAGGAAGGUGCUUUUGUCAAGGAGAAUUUCGAUGAACUCUGCUGGACUUUGACGGCGAAGAAGAAUUACAAGCCAGACCGAAAUGGGAACAGCGUUGUGUCCCAUCAAGAUGCCUUCAAGCUUUGGUGUCUCUUUAAUUUCCUCUCUGAAGACAAAUACCCUCUGGUCAUGGUCCCGGAUGAGGUGGAGUAUCUGCUGAAGAAAAUCUGCACCGCCAUGAACGUGGAGCUGAACAGCUGUGAGCUGGACGACUACCUCUCCCAGGAGCCCCAGCAGCAGGGUGGCCUGACGGUCUGGCAGUUCCUGGACCUGGUGAACUCAGGGCGCUUCCUGCGGGGGAUCGAGCAGGAGGCCGUGAGCAUGGCCAUUGAAGAGGUGUAUCAGGAGGUCAUUGAGGACGUGCUGAAGCAGGGUUACCUCUGGAAGAAGGGCCAGCUGAGGAGGAACUGGUCCGAGCGGUGGUUCACACUAAAGCCAAGCAGCCUUUCUUACUACAUGAGUGAGGAGCGGAAGGAGAAGAAGGGGAGCAUCGCCCUUGACAAGCACUGCUGCGUGGAGGUCCUGCCUGACCGGGAUGGGAAGCGGUGCAUGUUCUGUGUGAAAACCUCUUCCCGGACGUAUGAAAUGAGCGCCUCGGACACCAGGCAGCGGCAGGAGUGGACCCUGGCCAUCCAGACGGCGAUCCGGCUACAAGCCGAGGGUAAGAAGUCCCUGCACAAGGACCUGAAGCAGAAGCGUCGGGAGCAGCGGGAACAACGGGAGAAGCGGAAGGCCGCCAAGGAGGAGGAGAUGCAGCGCCUCAAGCAGCUGCAGGAGGAGAAGGAGAGGAAGCUGCAGGAGCUGGAGCUGCUGAAGGAGGCGCAGCGGCAAGCGGAGCUGCUGCUGCAGGAAGAGGAGCAGCGGCGCAGGCUGCAGCACGAGGAGAUGCAGAGGACCCUGGAGAUCCAGCUGCAAGAGGCCGAGCAGGCUCGGGCCUCCAUGCAGGCUGAGAUGGUCCUGAAGGAGGCUGAGGCCGAGCGCCAGCGCAAGCGGAUCGUGGAGCUGGAGGAGAUGCAGAAGCGGCUGCAGGAGGCACUGCAGCAGGAGGUGAAAGCACGCCAGGAUGAGGAAUCUGUGAGAUACGCCCAGGCCAGAUUGUUGUCUGAGGAAGAGGAGAAACUGAAGGAGCUGAUGAAGCUGAAGGAGGAGCAGGAGGAGUAUAUCAUCAAGACCCAGCGGGAAAAGCUGGUCCUCAAGCAGGAGAUGGAAAACAAAAAUAAAUACUUGGAAGAAGCCCAGAAGCAGCUGGAAGAAGUGCGAGUGAACAGGCAGCGGGUGGACCAGGAUGUCAUGGUGGCCCAGAGGAAGCUGCGACAGGCCAGCACCAAUGUCAAGCACUGGAAUGUGCAGAUGAACCGACUGAUGCACCCCAUUGGGCCGGGAGAGAAGCGUUCAACACUGAGCGGAGGGUUCCCUGGCUUCCAGCCCACGCUCCUCGCCAGGAGGGACUCGUCACUUAAGCUCAAGCAGAAACCAGAAGAUAAAAUCUGUGAUCCCGUGCCAGAAGAGAGCAAGGAAACCGUGAACAAUGGGGAAGCCAGGAGGCUCUCGCUGUCUCCUGACGCAGACACCAUGGCCACAGAACCCUCCGAAUAGCCACGGCAGCAUGGCACAGCCUGGAGCCGAACUGCGGGGCCUGGCAAGAUCAGACUAGAAGAGCGGUCGAUACGGGGAUCUGUGUGUGGAGACGAGUGCAGCGCAUAGACACAUAGG
This is a messenger RNA of Gavialis gangeticus (Gharial), 2070 nucleotides long. It is a transcript of the gene DEF6, whose product is annotated as DEF6, guanine nucleotide exchange factor. Gene Ontology annotation, cellular component: nucleus; cytoplasm. Bases 79 to 1953 code for a protein of 624 amino acids. The transcript is spliced from 11 exons. The record is from RefSeq and is a predicted model, not a curated record. Lineage: Eukaryota; Metazoa; Chordata; Crocodylia; Gavialidae.